Messenger RNA from Cyphellophora europaea CBS 101466, 1527 nucleotides. RefSeq lists its product as uncharacterized. Gene Ontology annotation, molecular function: iron ion binding; monooxygenase activity; heme binding. The record is from RefSeq and is a predicted model, not a curated record. The transcript has 2 exons. Bases 1 to 1527 code for a protein of 508 amino acids. NCBI's taxonomy places the organism in Eukaryota, Fungi, Ascomycota, Eurotiomycetes, Chaetothyriales, Cyphellophoraceae.
AUGACGGUACCAACGGCUGUACUGGGAGCUGCGCUCGUCGCCGCUACGAUUUUCAGGGUAUUGAUUCACCCUCUUGUUGUAUACUUCCAAGACCCCCUUGGUCUCCGAGAAUAUCCAGCACCUGGCCGCGGCCUGGCAGGUGUCACGAAUCUUUGGAAUGCCUAUCAAGUGUACCGCCUUCGCCGAUAUCAAAUUGUGCAUAAAGCUCAUCUCGAGCUUGGGCCGGUGAUCAGGAUUCAACCCGACCAUCUAUCAUUCAACAUUCCGCAAGCAGCAGCACAGAUUUACGGCCAUGGAUCUAAAAUGCACAAAGGGGAUUUCUAUGAGAUCUUUCGGUCUGCUGGUGGAGAAGAGAACAUCGUGGGCACUCGCAGCAAGGAGGAGCAUUCGAGAAAAAGGAAGAUGAUCUCUGCCGGCUUCGCAAUGUCUAAUGUUGUGCAGAUGCAGGCAGACAUCAGAAAGGUCAUCCAAGAGUUUCUUUGCGUCCUCGACGAGCAGCCUAAAUCAGUCAAACGGCCAGCGCUGAACUUGCGAGUCUGGAUGAACCUCCUCACGUUCGAUAUCAUAGGUGUGGCUGGGUACGGCGAAUCUAUGGAUUUUGUGCGACACGGCCACGAUUGGGCACCGGCACAGUCUCGAGACGGGAAAUGCAAUUAUGCAACUCAGGCCAUUGAGCCGUUUCAUGAAGUGUCAGUGCUAGAGUCCAUCCUUGGUCUUUGGCCUGAGUAUCUCCCCACGAGCCGCAGGCUACUCUGGUGGACCAAGCCUCAACAACAUGGUACUGCAUUUAUCGAUAUGUGCAUCAAAAAGCUGCGGGCACGACUCGCAAGGGGACCGACGUUAGCCUACAAAGAUCUGUUUGGCCACUAUCUAACGGACCGGACUGGCAAAGAACAUAAGCUACCUUUCGAAGAACUCGUCACUGAGAGUAAUGUCAUUCUCAAUGCUGGAUCAGAUACUACGGCGACAGCAAUGACCAAUAUACUCUAUCUUCUCAUCAAGCAUGAAGAGGUUAUGAAGAAGCUGAGGCAUGAACUGGAUAGCGAACUGGCCCCUGAUGUCCUGAUUCCCGAUUAUGAGCAGGUAAAGGACCUUCCGUACCUCAAGGCUUGUAUUGAAGAAGGUCUACGGAUGCGGCCACCCUUGUCCCUUGGUCUGCCAAGAAAGACAGUAGAAGAGACAGUUAUCGCUGGCCACACCAUCAAAGCCGGUGUCACGGUGUCAGUGCCGACGUGGUCCUUACAUCACAACCCAGAGCUCUUCCCAGAUCCGGACAAUUUUUGGCCCCAGAGAUGGCUCGCAGCUGAUGACGACAACCUCAAACGAUAUGUGAUGCCAUUCUCUCAGGGACCUCGAGCAUGCCUCGGACGCAAUCUUGCUUAUUUGGAAAUGCUUGUGAUAGUUCCCACGCUGAUACGCAGAUACGACUUCAGCUUCCUGGACAAAGAUUUCGAACUACCGGCCUUAGACCGCCACGUGGCAAAUCCAGGAGACUGUCUCAUCCGUGUUGCACGGCGCGAGGAAUAG